Dermacentor albipictus is the source of this 4923-nucleotide messenger RNA. Its product is annotated as cubilin-like. Gene Ontology annotation, cellular component: plasma membrane. The record is from RefSeq and is a predicted model, not a curated record. Lineage: Eukaryota; Metazoa; Arthropoda; Arachnida; Ixodida; Ixodidae. Gene Ontology annotation, molecular function: protein binding.
CGGGCGCACACCUUGGAGGCGAGACCACCCGGCGGGGCUUCGUCUUUUCGGCGGCGCUAGCGACACCAGUUGCCCACGGCGCCGAGCACUGGACGACAGUGCUGCUGCUGCUGCUGCUUGCCUCGGCACCUGCCGCGACACGGUGACAUCUGGACGACGUUUCAACUUGGGCUCUCGCUCCUCCGUUCUUCGUCCUCUCCACUCCCGCUUCCUCCAGUCUCUGCAGCGACUGCUUUGUCGUUCUUAAGUCGAGGAGGAAGAAGCACGCUUCGCACUGCAGUCAAGAACCGAAUUUCAAAGUGUGUGCAUCACGACAGGUGAACUGUUUUAUCACAUUCUGAACAUCUGACGUGUCCUCUAGCUAGCACGCCUCACCGGAGUUCUGUGUCAGUCCGCCAGGCUUUAAGGCGAAUAGCACUUCGAUCAUUUCGUCGAACCUUUCCACCCCAAAGGAUAACAGCGCCGAGAGUAAACCGGAAUUUCUUGAGCAACGAACAUAGUCAACGUGCCUUGUUUAUCAGUUGAGCGGCGGGGAAAACGAACGAGCAAGAAAAUAUUGAACGCAGUUCUAUCAGUUCGUUUCGGCAAACAACGAUCUCCUCUGAACGCCGCCUGAACAGUCUCCAGUAAUAGUUUGUCGAAGACCUGUGUCUCUCGGGAGAAGGCGUCAGCGACAGUUUCGAGCAACGAGAAGUCUGACUCACCGGGUUCUUCCUUCCUAUCCGUGACGUCAGAAGUCCGUGAAUCGGCGAUCAGCCUGACUUUUUUUUGAUUGACUGGUUAAACAUCGAAGACAGCAGGAGGCGAAAGCUGGAGCACUGGUUUUGAAGAAGCGAAAAAAAGAAUAAGAGGCCGUCAUCGAUGUUCAGGUGCAACCGCUGAUAUCGGCUUCUUCAGCCCUUUUCCUCCCUUCGACCACUCCGACUGGUGACGUCACAAGUUUUUCCCACUGAAGGGCGAAGCGCAAAAACACCUGCAGUUUCGAUGAUGCUUCUCGUCGCCGUCGGCUUCGUGCUCAUCCUCCUCGUCGUCUUUCUAAUCGUCAUCAUCGCAUACACGCAGAGCUCGGUGCUCAUGGUUGUCUGAACUUGGCUGCCGCGCGCCGACAUGUACUCGGACGGCGGGCGACGAGGGACGCAGUGGCUCGGAGGAGCUCGUUCCCGCUACGCAGUCGGCGGUGCGAGAUCCCGCCGAGAACUGCGCUCUCGGCUGCACGAGAUCAGCGACCCGGUGUCAGCGAAGGGUGCCAGGUCACCGGCGCAGCGCUCAAGAUUUCGCCGAUUCUCUGCGGCGUCACCGCUCCCCAGAGGCGUAAGGACGUGAAUGCUAGGGACAAGACGACAGAAAAACAAAGAGAAAGAAAAGCGGGCGGUGGGGGAAGACGGUGACCAUGUGGUUCUCGUCUCUGGAGGAACGUGUCAAUUUGCAUCGACUAAAAAGGCUUCGCGCGCGCGCGUGCCACUCAUAGUUGUCUGUAUAUUUGUUAUCGUAUUCGAUGUGCGCGGUCUUAGAGUCGUAGACGAUGUGUGCGCGUAGAGGCAAAUAUCGUCGCCCGUAGAAACAUCUCUGUGCGUUGUGUGCGUUUGGUCUUUCGGCGUCGUCGCGGUCAUCUUGUUGUGCGUGCGCGUGUUUAUACGAGUGACCCACAAGUUCCCCGUGCGCGUCUUCCCACUCAUCAUCGUCAUCGUGACUAGCAACGAAUGGAUCAGAGUGUGACCGUAUGUUCAUCAGCAACCCGGACGGCCCCAAGAACGGAAGCUUCAGCGCCCCGCACAUGGAGAACCCGCUGGGCCAUUCUAGGCAGUGCAUCUACACUUUCAUCGCACAGGAGAACGAGAGGGUCGACAUCAACUUCACCCGCUUCAGGGUGCGAGGAUCCUCUCCAGACUGCAGCCGCGAGUACGUGGACCUGUACACGGAGCUGGCCGACCCGAGCAGCGACCUGAUCAGCACGCCGUUCGGGGGCCGCUACUGCGGGCGCGUGUUUCCCCGGCGGCGCAUCUCCAUGCACCGCACGCUCGUCAUCGGCUUCUACACCGACUACGAGAACGACACCGCCGACGUCUUCCACGGCACAUACCAGUUCGUCGACGCCUCGCGAUUCCUGAUUGGCAAGCCGGAGCCCGGCUCGGUGUGCAGCUUCACCAUCUACGGCGACCAGAAGCGCGAGGGCGACUUCUUCUCCCCCACCUACCCGGGCGUGUACCCCAAGAACCUGCAGUGCCGCUACCGAUUCCUGGGCAGCCGCGGACAACGCGUGCGCCUCGAGUUCCUGGACUUCGACCUCUUCUACGGUGGCUCUCAUUGUCCUUUCGACUACGUGAAGAUAUACGACGGCAACUCGAGCGAGGACACGCUGAUCGGCACCUACUGCGGACAGCAGCGCAACCUGGUCGUCUAUUCGUCGGCCUCAAACCUAUACGUCAAGUUCACUACGCUGCGACGCAUGGCCGACAGUCAGAACCGGGGGUUCGCCGGCUGGUUCGAGUUUGGCGAGAAGUUCGUCAACCUCGAUUUCAUCAAGAAGAAUGACGGCGAGCACAUUCGGGGAACCGAGUGCGACCAGAAGAUCCUGAGCCGCAAGGAGUCCAACGGCACGGUGUACUCGCCCAACUGGCCGCUGCCGUACCAGGCGAACAUCGUGUGCCGCUACUACAUCUACGGCAUGGAGGACGCCCAGCACCUGGAGCGGGUGCGGCUCGACUUCGACAAGUUCCACAUGGACGACCACCGCACGGACGACGGCCCCGAGUGCACGGACGCUUACCUCAAGCUGUACAUGCAGGGCCAAGAGGAGCGGCAAGCCGUGGACGAGUUCGACCACGCGUUCUGCGGAAACCAGGCUCCCCCGGCGCUCAUCUCGGAGGGGCCUCGGCUGGUGAUGGUCUUCUCUAGCGGACAGACCAAGGGCACGGGCUUUCGGGCGCGCUACUCGUUCGAGACCGACUACAAGGUCCCGGGCACCCCUUCGCCCAACAACACGUGCCACUUCUGGUACCUGAGUGAGUCGCAAGCGACGGGCGACUUCAACUCGCCUCGCUACCCGGCCAACUACCCGUCCAGCACCCGCUGCGAAUACAUCUUCCUUGGGGGACUAGGCGAACAGGUCAAGAUCGUGUUCAACUACUUCAAGACCAAGGCCGAGCUAGCCUAUCACGGAUACAACGAGGCUUGCGUGGAAGACUGGCUGGAGAUUUACGAGGUCUCAGCCAAGGGCGAAUCCAGCAAGAUCGGCCGCUACUGCGCCAAGACUGCUCCGGGGCCCAUCGUGUCUGACACGGGCGUCAACAUGAUGAAGGUCAUUCUACACACCGACAGUUCUGGUGUUGCCAGUGGCUUCAGCGCUACCUACUACUUCCUCAAGGACGUCAACAAGUUCGGAGACUGCGGCGGAAACAUCACGGGCGAAGAGAACGGCCUCAUCACCAGCCCCGGAUACCCGAACCCGUACAAGAACGACCGGCAGAUGUGCAACUGGUACAUCACGGUGCGGCCGGGACACAAGGUGUUCCUACACUUUACCCUCUUCCUCAUUGAGGGGCAUCCAGGAGAGCGAGGAUGUCCCAGCGCCGUGGUGCGCGUCUGGAAGAACCUGUCCGACGCGCCGCUCGAACUGUGCGGCGAGGGCCUGACCAAUGACACCAGAGAAGUGAUAUCCACCUCCAACGUGCUCAAAGUAUCAUUUAUGACCGCGCAAAAGGCUGUUGGAAAUGGUGGAUUUAGGGCCGUUUGGACAGAAAUAAGAGAAGACCCUACCUGCGAAGACCUAAGGUGCACCCUCACUGGUUACUGCAUAUCUUCGCGCCUCAGGUGCAACGACUUGCCCAACUGCGGAAGCAGCGACAACACCGACGAGGACGAUUGCGUGCGCAGCCCCGAGCUCAACCUGUACCUGGUGGGCGGCGUGUCCGGGGGCUGCGCGGCCUUCACGCUGCUCACGCUGUGCCUGGUGUGCCGCAGCCGGCGGAGGCGGCGGCGCCGGAGGAGGCGGCACCCGCCGUUCGGCGACCGGCCGCCCCUGCGGCCACCGCCGCCCGGAGAGGUGCCGGCCAUGCACUUCGUCUCCAUGGACACCGUGUGACUAGAGACCACCGUCUAAGAGCGACGAGGCACCCAGGAACUGACCACUCCUCCACCACACACUCCGCCAUCCUUACUUCCCGACACCCGGGGUCAGGGAGGAUGGACAAAGAACGAUGUGGAGCCCAAUACUCUGCACGCCGCAUUGUUACCCAUACUUCCCUCCAAAACCCGCUUUUCUGCCUACCUGCGUAACUGGGUGGGAAGGUGCGGCCGUGUGCCACCUUGAGUCGCAUUGAUUGGCUCCGAUGUGUUAAGUUGAGCUAGGUAGACGGGUGAGCUAGUUGGUCCUGCAUCGGAGUUUUAGCUUGCCAACGAACUGUUACCGCUUACGGAAUACCGGAGAGACGGAGAGCUGGUAGCGCCAUCCUGCGACGAAGAGUUCCAGCUACAGCUACAAAACUGUAAUUGCAAGAUCAUGUUCUACUUAGCUGCUGGUGUAAAUACGUCGGCAGCGAUAAUCACUAAAGUAUUUCUCUUUAUUCUUUAUUCCUUCUGGCGAGGAUGCUUAUGCAAUACAGAAGCGCGCCUGGCACGUUAUAGCCGAACAAAGCGUCACAAGUUGUCGCUACCAGCACUGCUACAAUAUGCUGUCAUCCCAUGCUUCGGUAUACCAUGAACUGAAAUAGCACACAAACAGGCUGGUACACUUGGUACCGAAUGAUUCAGCGUGUCUCUUAAUUUGUUCCCUGUGUAUUCAGCGAUGUCGCUCUCUUCAAGAAGCAGACCUAGCUUGUUCGUCGUCGAUAGGAUUCUACAGGCAAACGAGCGAUCAAUUUAAUCUGUUCGCAAAAAUAGCAAAGUGGCAUGAAAGCGAGACAAAGAAAGAUGUAACAACACCGU